GGUCACCCGGGAGACAAGCCGCGGAGUCCAGGCGGAGUGGAGGGAGGCUGCAGGCAGACGGAGGCUGGGAGGAGGGAGCCUCCCCGCGUGGGAGCCUGAGGUCUGGGAGGCCCUGGGUAGGUUAUGGUGAUGGCAGACAUUGCUAAAGACGGAAUGGCUGGUUCAUUGAAGAAAGGGGGGAGUGUGUCUUCCCUGAGUGGCCAUGAGUUCCGGCAGAAGGAACAUCAUAGGCGCAUCAAAGACUGUGUGAGUACUGUGUCGUAUAUGGAUGAACCUAGCCAGCAUGAUGUUGCCUCUCGCCUUACAGUUCAGAUGGGAAACACCUAUCAGCUGGGUCCUACCAAGCAUUUUCCCGUGGUUACCGUCAAUCAUAUUCUGAAAGAUGUGUUAACUACCUACCUACAAGAAGAACAAUAUGACCCAGAGCUCUGUAGACAGAUGGCUAAAACAAUUUCUGAGGUGAUUAAAGCCCAGGUCAAGGACUUGAUGAUCCCACGGUACAAGCUGAUUGUGAUUGUUCACAUUGGACCUCGGCAUGGCCAGAGCAUACUUAUUGGGAGUAGAUGCCUCUGGAAUCCUAAAAGUGAUACCUUUGCAUCUUAUGUUUUCAGAAACUCUUCACUCUUUGCUCUUGCAAAUGUCUAUGCCGUUUACUUUGAGUGACUGAAAAUAAGAAAUCUAGUAUUACUUCUUUUAAAUCA
Molecule: messenger RNA, 701 nt
Organism: Myotis myotis
Lineage: Eukaryota; Metazoa; Chordata; Mammalia; Chiroptera; Vespertilionidae
Gene: DYNLT5
Product: dynein light chain Tctex-type 5
Exons: 5
Coding region: 124-663 (179 amino acids)
Biological process (GO): microtubule-based movement
Cellular component (GO): cytoplasm; cytoplasmic dynein complex
Molecular function (GO): dynein intermediate chain binding
Source: RefSeq, a predicted model, not a curated record